Messenger RNA from Gekko japonicus, 389 nucleotides. RefSeq names its product pleckstrin homology domain-containing family A member 7-like. The transcript has 4 exons. Gene Ontology annotation, molecular function: protein binding. The coding region runs from base 91 to 372 and encodes 93 amino acids. Lineage: Eukaryota; Metazoa; Chordata; Lepidosauria; Squamata; Gekkonidae. The record is from RefSeq and is a predicted model, not a curated record.
UAGGCUAAGAAAGGGGGCGGGUAGCAGUGCUCCUUGAUCCGUCUGGAUUCCUCUCCCCCUUUUGGUGGAAUUUACAGCGGAACAAGCUGGAUGGCCACCGAGGACGUUGAUUGGCUUGAUCUUCCUGGCAGAUGGACAUAUGGAGUUUGCAGCGAUGGGAGAAUCUUCUUUGUCAAUGAUGAGACAAAAUCUACCUGCUGGACACACCCAAGUAGCGGCUGUUCCAUCCAAAGUGGGCACUUCACCUGGUCAGAGAUGCCUAAGGGCUGGGAGAUGGACACCACCCCACAGGGGGCUAUCUUUUUUAUCAAGAUCACCACAGGUCAGCUGCGACUUGACGGCACUUCCUACCACCACCACCACAAUUUUUAGGAGCUUCCACUUUCCCC